GGAGUGAGAGAGGUACCCAUGAGAUGUUUGGAGACAUUUUUAUAAAAUUAUUUAUUUAAAUAAAAAUGGCCGCCGUAGAGAGCGGAGAGGAGAGACUGUAAGUGUGAAUUACGUGUAUUCACCAUUUAAAUGUCGAGUUAUAUGACUGCAGGUCUUUUAAAAUGUAUUGGUGUAUUUAACUAAAGUAACGUGGUGUAUUUCUGUUAUGAACUGGUCAGCAGGGUAGCUUACUGAAAGAAGCUUUCUGAAUACGUCACCAAGUUAUAGCUAAGUAUUUCCCUUACUUUACAAGAUCAUGGCUGAGCGUGGAAAUGCUCCGCUAGCUAACGUAUGGGGGUGGGUGGGUGUGUCAUUUUCUGACCUCUGAAAACAGCAGUAGAUUUGUUAGAUAUUAACUGUCAAAAGAGAUUUGUCCGCAUCCUCCACCCUCAUAACCAAUUUGGCAUGCUGCUAACGGGCUGGCUAAAUAGCUGGAUACAUUGUAGCGUCAGCUGGUUACAUAUGUUACCAUUUGACAUGGUAAUGUUGCCACAAAGUAGCCACAUCAUUGCUGCGUUGUUAUGAUGUUGCAUUUUUCUACAGAGAAAAUAGCCUAGCUAGCUAGCUUGCUGUUUGUGACGACUGGUAUCAUCUAGCUAAACGCUAGAGCUAGCUGACAUGAGUUGGCCCAUUUUUCUAGAAUAACAAAUACUAAUGUUAUGAAGCAAUCAAAGUUAUUUUUAUUGCAUGAAGGACCUGAGUGCGGUGGUAGAAAAGUACAGUGAUAUACCGUCAAAAUACCGCCCUAUAUAUUUUUUUCUUCCCACACUGACAUCUGGUAAUGAAAUAUUCCAAAUGGGACAAUUUAAUCCAAAAAUGUAUGAUAAAUAUUCUUUAUAUGCAUUUCAAUAAGUGAGUUAGGAUGCAUCUAACAGUGUUUCUGUGUAGAUCAUGAUGAUGAUAAGCUGUGAGAUGCCUUGUGUGGACCAUGUGCGGUUCAUAAUAUUUUAACCAUACAUAUCUCUUGCCCCAGUGGCUUCUCUCGCUGGCUGCAUCAUUCUACAUGCCUGCUAUAGGGCUUGGUGUUUAGACUAGUUCCUCGGUCAGUAGAUUUAUCAGUCCAAUCCUGGCGCAUUUUCCAAAACUUCCAAUAAUUACAUUUACAUUUACAUUUUAGUCAUUUAGCAGACGCUCUUAUCCAGAGCGACUUACAGUUAGAUGGCAUAUAUUUUUCACUAUGGGAAGAAACACCACCACAACAACAACAAAAAAUCCCACCAAAGUGAUGUGUUUUUACGACACCUUUUGUGAAUUAAUGUAGGUUGGGAGGGAGCAAGCUGAGGUUCAGAACUUAUCUGGAACUCGUUGUUUAAAACGUUUUGUAGUCUUAUCGGCCAAGGAUAGCCAUUCUCCAUAUUGUGAUCUGAUGAUUUAGCCUAAGGUGAGACCAUGCCUCUGCUCUGCCUCUUCCCACUCAUGACUAAUGUAGUCUUCCACAGCAGUGAGGAGAAGAGCGAGGACGCCAACCAGAAUCAGAGCUCCAAGGACAAGGACCUUAAGACACACAGCAACAAGCCCAAGAAGGUGAGGCAGGAGCGGGAGAGGGAGAGGGAGCGGAGGGAUGUGGAGAAGGAGAGGCUGGAGUCUUCAUCCACCACCACCAUGUCCUCCCCUCCUCAUCCUCCAGCCCAGCAGCCCUGUGUGGACCAGGACCAGCCCCAGCUGGCCGAGGCUGAGGCGGGGCCCUCUGAGCCCGCGGUCGUUGCAGCCGGUGAAGCCUCGGGUCUCUCCGAGUCCUCUCCUUCGCCCAAACAGAGGAGGUCCAUCAUCAGAGACCGCGGUCCGCUCUACGACGACCCCUCUCUGCCCCAGGGCUGGACACGUAAACUCAAACAACGCAAGUCUGGACGGUCCGCCGGCAAGUUUGACGUCUACUUGAUGAAGUGAGUAGGCUUUGAGAGAGAGAGAGAGGGAGCCAUAUCAAGUAUUGUCUCUCAAAAGCAUAUCUGAAAUGAUGUCAUAUGAUAAUAUUCAAUAUGUUACAGCUUGAUCUCCUUUAGAUGUGAUAUGAAAUCCUUCCCUGGAAGUAGCUAACAAAAUAUUGUCUGUCCCCCUUUUGAUAUUGUAAUGUGACUGAACUGUAUAAAGAGUGUUUCACAGGACUGUUUUGAGGUUGAUGGAAAUACUGUAUGUGUGUGUAAUGUGUGUAUACAGUUGAAGUCGGAAGUUUACAUACACUUAGGUUGGAGUCAUUAAAACUUGUUUUUCAACCACUCCACAAAUUUCUUGUUAACAAACUAUAGUUUUGGCAAGUCGGUUAGGACAUCUACUUUGUGCAUGACACAAGUAAUUUUUCCAACAAUUGUUUACAGAGAGAUUAUUUCACUUAUAAUUCACUGUAUCACAAUUCCAGUGGGUCAGAAGUUUACAUACACUAAGUUGACUGUGCCUUUUAAACAGCUUGGAAAAUUCCAGAAACUGAUGUCAUGGCUUUAGAAGCUUCUGAUAGGCUAAUUGACAUCAUUUGAGUCAAUUGGAGGUGUACCUUGUGGCUGUAUUUCAAGGCCUACCUUCAAACUCAGUGCCUCUUUGCUUGACAUCAUGGGAAAAUCAAAAGAAAUCAGCCAAGACCUCAGAAAAAAUAUUGUAGACCUCCGCAAAUCUGGUUCAUCCUUGGGAGCAAUUUCCAAAUGCCUGAAGGUACCACGUUCAUCUGUACAAACAAUAGUACGCAAGUAUAAACACCAUGGGACCACGCAGCCGUCAUACCGCUCAGGAAGGAGACGCGUUCUGUCUCCUAGAGAUGAACGUACUUUGGUGCGAAAAGUGCAAAUCAAUCCCAGAACAACAGCAAAGGACCUUGUGAAGAUGCUGGAGGAAACAGGUAUAAAAGUAUCUAUAUCCACAGUAAAACGAGUACUAUAUCGACAUAACCUGAAAGGCUGCUGAGCAAGGAUCAAGCCACUGCUCCAAAACUGCCAUAAAAAAGCCAGACUACGGUUUGCAACUGCACAUGGGGACAAAGAUCGUACUUUUUGGAGAAAUGUCCUCUGGUCUGAUUAAACAAAAAUAUAACUGUUUGGCCAUAAUGACCAUCGUUAUGUUUGGAGGAAAAAGGGGGUUGCUUGCAAGCCGAAGAACACCAUCCCAACCGUGAAGCGCGGGGGUGGCAGCAUCAUGCUGUGGGGGUGCUUUGCUGCAGGAGGAACUGGUGCACAAAAUAGAUGGCAUUAUGAGGAAGGAAAUGUAUGUGGAUAUAUUGAAGCAACAUCUCAAGACAUCAGUCAGGAAGUUAAAGCUUGGUCACAAAUGGGUCUUCCAAAUGGACAAUGACCCCCAAGCAUACUUCCAGAGUUGUGGCAAAAUGGCUUAAGGAAAUCAAAGUCAAGGUAUUGGAGUGGCCAUCACAAAGCCCUGACCUCAAUCCUAUAGAACAUUUGUGGGCAGAACUGAAAAGGCGUGUGCGAGCAAGGAGGCCUACAAACCUGACUCAGUUACACCAGCUCUGUCAGGAGGAAUGGGCCAAAAUUCACCCAACUUAUUGUGGAAAGCUUGUGGAAGGCUACCCGAAACGUUUGACCCAAGUUAAACAAUUUAAAGGCAAUGCUACCAAAUACUAAUUGAGCGUAUGUAAACUUCUGACCCACUGGGAAUGUGAUGAAAUAAAUAAAAGCUGAAAUAAAUAAUUCUCUCUACUAUUAUUCUGACAUUUCACAUUCUUAAAAUAAAGUGGUGAUCCUAAAUGACCUAAGACAGGGAAUUUUUAUUAGGAUUAAAUAUCAGGAAUUCUGAAAAAAUGAGUUUAAAUGUAUUUGGCUAAGGUGUAUGUAAACAUCCGACGUCAACUGUAUGUAUGUAUGUGGAUAAUCUUAGUUCCUACUCGCCCAGACCCACUUUUUAUUCCAAGGACAGUCCCUUCAGUCGAUCUCCAGAGGGAUGAAUAUUUAAUCUCCUUCAUGUACACACAAAUAUUCCAGACUUCCAGCGUUUACAGAAAGGACAUUAACAGAUCCGUUUUACAGUUAGAAUGUUUGGUGUGAUCUGUAUUUCAGCCCCGAGGGGAAAGCCUUCCGUUCCAAGGUGGAGCUGAUCACCUUCUUCCAGAAGGUAGGGGACACCUCCACCGACCCCAACGACUUCGACUUCACCGUGACCGGGCGUGGCAGCCCCUCCCGCCGCGAGAAGAGACCCCCGAAGAAACCCAAGGUGGUGAAACCGUCGGGGAGGGGCCGGGGCCGGCCAAAGGGGAGCGGGAAGCUGCGUCCGGCCACGGAUGGCGUGGCGAUGAAGCGCGUGGUGGAGAGGAGUCCUGGGAAGCUCCUGGUUAAGAUGCCGUUCGGAGCGUCCAAGGCAUCCGAGGCAGCGGGGCAGACAUCGGUGCCGGUCGUAGUCACCAAGAAGCGCCGGGGACGGAAAAGGAAAGCGGAGAUACCACCGCAGACUUCUCCUAAAAAGCGGGGGUGUAAGCCAGGGUCGGGGUCAGCGGUGUCAGCAGCGGCCGGGUCUGCGGGUUCCAGUGCUUCCUCCUACGCUGUGGCUGCUAUCCUCGCAGCAGAAGCCAAGAGGAAAGCUCAGAAGGAGUCUUCCACUAAGCCGGUGCAGCAGACCGCUCUGCCCAUCAAGAAACGCAAGACCAGAGAAACUGUUGAGGAGACUAAGGAGACUCCAACCAUCACCACGCCACAGCUGGGGACAGGGAGUGGUGGGGCAGGAACUGUGAUGGGGACGGGGAGUGGUGGGGGGGACAGGGACGGGGACAGGGAGUGGGGGUGGUGGGGCAGGAACUGGGACGGGGACAGGGAUUGGUGGUGGGGCAGGAACUGGGAGUGGUGGUGGGACGGGGAGUGGGGUGGUGGGACGGGGACAGGGAGUGGGGGUGGUGGGACGGGGACAGGGAGUGGGGUGGUGGGACGGGGACAGGGACAGGGAGUGCUGUGGCUGUGGUGGCAACAGAAGGAACAGAGCAGGGACAGAAGCUGCCAAAGAGUCCAGGGAGGAAGCACAAGGAAUGUCCCCUGACAGUUACCACAGGGGACAGUGGUGCCAGCGGAGGCAGCAGUAGCAUCACUACCCCAAAGAGCCACAGCCACAAGAGAAAAGAGCGCACGCCACACAAACACGCUCACCACCACCAUCGCCACCACCACCACCACCACACACACUCCUCUGUAGGGGAGAAUCCUCCUCCUCCACCCUCCCAGCGGCCCCCUCACCACCACUUCCCCGGCCUGACUAUGGGCCUGGUCUCCCAUACGGCCAGGGCCUCGGUGGGGCCAGGGGCCCUCCAGCAGAACAAGCCCCAGGACCUGAGCACCCCUAGGGGGCCCUGCCGGGCCAGCACCACGGCCAGAGGAGAGGUCAGGGAGGUCAGACAGGACAGCUCUGCUGCGGUGGUAGUAGCGGGAACGAGUGACACCAGAAGCAACAAGCAUCGAGCGGACGAGGCAGCGGGGACAGUGGUAGGGAGGGAUUUGAGAGACGUUGUACCGUCCUCAGCCGUACCGAGGCCCAGCAGAGAGGAGACCGUCUCCCCAGUACCCAGACCCAGCCGGGAGGAGACGGUGGAGUCUCGGACACUGUAUGGCAGGACCCCUGUCUCUAAGGAGAGAGGAGCCGUGUAG
Coregonus sp. 'balchen' is the source of this 5600-nucleotide messenger RNA. Lineage: Eukaryota; Metazoa; Chordata; Actinopteri; Salmoniformes; Salmonidae. The record is from the annotation of a GenBank genome assembly.